GCACACUCCGGAUUAUUAUUAUUAUUAUUAUUGUUAUAUUAUUCACGUUGACUACAGGUAUGAUAUUUUAAUAUCGCAAUUAUAUUAGUAUUAUACGAGUAUUAUGCUAUUAUUAUUAUUAUUAUUACCAUUAUAAUAAUAUAUUAUAUAUUAUCGUUGGCGCCGUGUACGGUCUCGCCGACACGUUUUAUUAUUAUUAAUAAUAUUAUAUCAUUACGAUGGGACGCAAAAAUUAAAACUCAUCGUCUCCGUAUUAAUAAUAACUAUAUUAUAACAUCGUGAUCGACGUGAUCGUAUAAAAUAAUAAUAAUAUUAUAAUAUAUUGUUUUUCGUGCGUGUAAUCUGUGCGAAAGUUACGCGCAUUACGUACGAGUAGAGUAUAAUAUAAUAUUAUUAUGCCAUUCGGUUCGUUUCGCCCGUCGUGUCGCGCGUCGUCGUCGGACCUAAACGCCGAGUACUCCCGCCCCGGCCCCCGCCCCUACAGGCAUCGCGCCGCCGUCGAACGCCAUCGUCGACGGCGGCGGUGACUGACGGCGCGUCGCGGAGGAGGUCCACACUCAUCUAUUUAAACGCACCGGACGCGUUGCUCGCCGUUUUUGUCGCAUCGCACACGCCAUGUCGCGCACUGUCAGCCGCGAUUCUUCGCGGACGGACGACGUAAACGUGACCACCAUCUUAUUGGUCGCAUCCAACGACAGACGAAAAUCCGUCGUCGUCAACAUGCGCCGCCACCGUUUCUCGUCCAACAGUUGGAUCUCAAUGUGGUCGAUUUUUGAUUUUUUGAUGGUUUUGUGCAUUUUUAUUGUGCAGCUAUCAGCGAAAGGUACAGUUAUGAACACACCGUGCACUAUUAUUGAUAACUGCUGUGUUCGCAACAUGACCAACUUUUGGAAACAUAAAACUGAGUUGCAUUGUACGGGGAUUCAACACAUACCGGUUGUUAAUGAGAUAAUACAUGUGCUAACUAUUGACGAUUCAGACGAUAUUAAAGAGUUAUCAGAAAAAUCGAUUAGUCCAUAUAGUAAUCUUACAGAUAUAAUAUUAAACAACAUGAAAAACUUAGAAUAUUUGGAAUCGUCAACUUUCAAAAACUUAAAUAAAUUGCAAUCAUUGUAUAUAUUGCGAGCUAGUGUUUUGAAAGAACUAUCUUCCGAUAUAUUUCAUGGUCUUUCAAAAACAUUUUUAGUACUCCGUAUAAGUAAAGCGAAUCUUAGGGUCAUUCCUGAUCUUUCAGACCUCGGAACUCCGACUGCGAUGCACAUAAUUGAAUUUGAAGGAAAUCAGCUGGACACUUUACCAACGAAUGGAAUUAAAACUCGAGCGGAACAGUUGUUAUUGGAAUAUAAUAAAAUAAGUGUAGUUGAAAAUUGGGCGUUCAAUGGUUCUGAAAUAGCAAAACUGAGUUUGAGAGGAAAUUAUUUAGACUUUUUAUCUGAACACAGUUUUGAUGGAAUUUUAAACUUACGGACACUAGAUUUAUCACAUUCUUCAAUGAAAGUAUUACCGACAUCGGGGUUGAAAAGCUUAGAGGUACUUCGCGUAGAAAAUGCUCCUUCAAUGACUGUGAUUCCUUCAGUUUAUUUAUUUGGCAAUUUAAAAGAAGCUUAUCUCACUUAUUCAUUCCAUUGCUGCAGUUUUCAGUUUCCAGCUAAACAUGAUUAUUCAUCAUAUGAGUUUCAUAAAGAAGGUUCACAAACUCCAAGCGAAUGUAUUCAAACGAAAAAAAAUUACAACUUUCAUGUGGUGUCCAAUGAUUUCAUAGAAAACGGUUAUAUAGACUAUGCAAACGAUAGCGAAGAACAGUUUUUUAACGAGCCGGCCAUAACAAAUAGUACCCAGGACAUUAUAUGUGGCAAUAUUACUCCACCUACCACGAGAUCCGACGUCAAAUGUUGGCCACAACCGAACGCCUUGAAUCCAUGCGAAGAUAUAAUGGGUUUCUAUUGGCUUAGAGUGUGCGUUUGGCUGGUGGGAAUCGCAGCGUUACUGGCAAACGUUGUUGUAAUGUUGGUGGUUUUCCGUAAAAAGUUUAAUUAUUCCGUGCCCAGAUUCCUGAUGAGUAAUUUGGCUUUCGCCGACUUCUGUACGGCCAUUUAUUUGUUGCUAUUGGCUUACGAGGAUUUGGUGUCCAGUGAAAAGUAUUUCAACUACGCUUACACAUGGCAAAACGGCGUUGGAUGCAAAAUUGGAGGUUUCUUGACGGUAUUUUCGUCUCAACUGUCAGUUUUUGCGUUAUGCUUGUUAACGAUUGAACGGUGGUACUCAAUACGCAGGGCACUGUACACAAACAAAAUGACGUUCGCUUCAACCGUGAGAAUUAUGGCUUUUGGUUGGGUUUAUUCAAUUGUAAUGGCGACCAUGCCGUUAUUGGGCAUUUCGAGUUAUUCUACUACCAGCAUCUGCCUGCCGAUGGACACUGCGCGCGCGAGUGGCAUGUGUUACGUGUUCACGCUGCUGACGUUUGCCGCGGCCGCGUUCCUGCUGAUGCUGUUCUGUUACGUGCAGAUCUACACGUCGCUGAGCUACGAGACCCGACACGCGGCCAAGGGCGAGGCGUCUGUGGCCCGCAAGAUAUCCGUGCUAAUCGGCACAAACUUCGCGUGCACCGCGCCCGUCAUCUUCUUCGGCUUCACCGCGCUACUCGGCUACCCGCUCAUCGACGUCACCAAGUCGAAAAUACUACUCGUCUUCUUCUAUCCCAUCAACUCGUGCGCCAACCCGUUCCUCUACACCAUACUCACGGCCAGUUUCAGACGCGAAGCCUUCUCCACCGUCACCAAGUUCGGUCUUUGUUUGGAGAAUGAGAAAGAAUAUAAAGUGAUUUAUUCAACGCAAACCAACAACACCCAACGUUUAACUCCGGUGCACAGACAGACAUUGUCGUUGACGUUGCCACAGCCCUGAAUGAAAAACAUUCGACUACUACUAUUAUUAUUAUUUUUCGUCAUAAUUAUUAUUAUUAUUAUUAUUAUUAUUAUUAUUACUUUUAUUAUUAUUAUUUACAGUUGCCGUAAUAGUAUUAUAUUUGUAGUUUAUAGUUUAUUAUUACUGCGAUCGCCGGCGUCGAUUUAACAAUCGGUAUGAUAAUAAUAUAAUAUAUCAAUGUUAUAUGUUAUGUAUGUACAGGCGAUCAGUCAUCGCCGGCGAUCGGUCUACAAAUAACUCGAAACGCGUAAUUAUCUAAAUCUUCUAAAAUCUCCAGUAAACGUGUAACAUAACAUUCCCAUCAACGAAUCAAUACCUAAAUAAUUUAUUAUUCAUACUUACAUCUAUAAAUUCCAGUUUCGCUCGCAUACCGUAGUGCUUUAGCUAUGUAAUAAUAUUAUUGUCCCUCGCGCGUCUCCGAGAAGUAUUCGCUAUCUGCGUUAUGCGGCGUGUCUUACAAUAUUCUUAUAUUUCUGCAGUCAAAACCUUGACAUAUUGAUUGCGCGUUUUACGUUAUUAUAUAGAUUUCUCACUUUAAUUUUUCCCGUUUACUGUCGAUGAUAGUAACGUGUAAUGUCUUAUUUACUUGUACCCUCACUACUUUUCCAAUAUUAUAUUGUUUAUAUAUAUAUAGCUAAUAGAUCUGCUUCCUCCCCCCCUCAAACAGUCUGACUCUGGAUCUCUCGUUAAAACACGCGCAAGACGUACAAACAUGAUAUAAUUAUUAUGACGUAUUGACGCGUUCAUGGUCCACACAAUUUAUCAUAUAGGUAUUCGAUAAAAAAAAAACAAACAAAAAUAUAUUCAUAAAAACCAAAACCAUUAGCUAAUAAUUUUUACUUAAAUUCUUAAACGAAACACACUCGAUUAUAAUACAAUAGUACACGUGCCUAAUAUUAUUACUGCAAUACUAUCAUCGUCAUAUUCUUCUUUUUCUUCUUCUUCUUCUUCUUCUUCUUCUUCUUCUUCUUUUUCUUCUUCUUCUUCUUAUUAUUAUUAUUAUUAUUUAUUUUUAUUAUAUUAAUUUUUGUUUAUUAGAUAUGGCACCGACGUCGUCGAUAUCACACCCACCGCGAUGCUGUAUUAUGUUUUUACACUUUUUUUUUUAUUAUUAUUAUUUCUUUAUUGAGAUUAAACAAUAAUCGAAGAUCAACGCGAGAUAUUAAUCAACGCGAAUGAUUACGCUACCGUCAUUCGCCAAACUCGAUUCGCCAGCGCAAAGAUCAUAUUAAAUAGAAUCGAAAACGCGUAAUAUUGCGACGCGCGUUUAAACCUCACGACAAUAAUAUAAUAUUAUAAAUUAUAAUAUUAUUUCGCGCACAUUGCGAUGUAUCGAGAUAUACGUGACAAGUGUAUAUCUAUAUAUUUGCUGUAUUGUAUCCUGUCCGUGUAUUAUCUAAAAUUAAUUUUGAAAAUUCGAAACCAGACAUUUCAUCGAAUAUCGACAUCCGAUAGGUACUACAUAUCGUGACCUACAUGCAUAUUUUCAAGGGAUUUCGAACAGCCGCGAGCAGCCACUCGUUUACAAUCGAAAUCCGUCACCCAGGCCAGCGGGUCCUAUCUAAACACGCGAGUACCUCACUGAUACGCAACACCGCAAUAAUAUUAUAUAUCAUACAACACACGACGUAAUAUUAUUAUAACCAUAUGAGGCUGAUAGAGCAUUUAUAUACGCGUAUAACGUUAAACAUGAUCUGUAACGAAACGUCCUGGUCGGACGCGGUACAACGUUGAGCUACGUCACUACUGUUUUUGAUUUCGUUUCUAUUCUAGUCAACAGAAUAUCGUCCCUAUCGAAAUCCAGUAUAUAGGUGUGACCACCGAGGUACUUACGCCGUUUAAUUUUAAAUUAAUUACAAAAACUAUUAUUAUUAAAAUAUUUAAUAUUAUCAACGUUUUCCUUUCUCGCGGUUGUAUUAUCAGAGAUAAUAUAUACUGACCAAUGAAGACACGCUAUAUUUAUUUGUAUUUUAACACGGGUCGUCCCCGCACGACUGGCUCUAUAAAACAAUCGGAAAACUCAGUUCCAUAGGUACGCCCGGGCUAUAAAUAGCCAAGUGCAUAUUUUAAAUCUUUGAAAUGUUUCCGCGGCCGUAAACUCAAUAUUAGUUGUCGGACGAAUUCGAUCUUUGACACGUUUAUAUUAUUAUAACAAAUAUUACUGUUAUUUUAAAUUCGUUGUUCUCGAUAGUUAUUAGUAUAGUGUCCUGGAGACGUUUUAGUAUUAUUAUUCGAGCUAUUGAUGUUUUUAAAUAUUAUACAAAAUAAAAAUAAUAUAAAAUUGA
This is a messenger RNA of Rhopalosiphum padi (bird cherry-oat aphid), 5210 nucleotides long. Its product is annotated as lutropin-choriogonadotropic hormone receptor-like. Bases 616 to 2904 code for a protein of 762 amino acids. Gene Ontology annotation, molecular function: protein-hormone receptor activity; protein binding; G protein-coupled receptor activity. The transcript has 16 exons. Gene Ontology annotation, cellular component: membrane. Gene Ontology annotation, biological process: G protein-coupled receptor signaling pathway. NCBI's taxonomy places the organism in Eukaryota, Metazoa, Arthropoda, Insecta, Hemiptera, Aphididae. The record is from RefSeq and is a predicted model, not a curated record.